Molecule: messenger RNA, 1174 nt
Organism: Trichobilharzia regenti
Lineage: Eukaryota; Metazoa; Platyhelminthes; Trematoda; Strigeidida; Schistosomatidae
Source: the annotation of a GenBank genome assembly
AUGUUGAAUUAUGGAAAUGUUGUGCUCGCAUGUUUCCUAGGCUUUCUACCAAUUGUUCAAAUGGUAACUCUGGAACAAGGCCUCGCAAAUCCCGAUAAGUAUAUACGUUAUGACAGAAGCGAUUUCAAUAUUGGAAUGCAUGUUGGUCUUUCCCUGAUUAUUAUCACUUGGGUACAAAAGGAAACGUCAUACAUAAAUGAAAAUUACAAGCUUCAAUUUGAAUUUUGCUUGGUUGUACACAUAAGGCGCACCAGGAUAUACAUUCUGGUGUACAAAUGUUUGAGGGGAAUUAAAUCGUUCGUUGGUUUUGCUUGCCCAAUCAAUAUUUCGAGCAAUAUUACUGCCCGUGUUUACACCACUGUUCGAAUUGCUUCUUUCACACUUUUUUGAUUUGUACUCAUAUAUUUAGUUAAUUUUCUGUUCAUUCAUGUUUUUGUAUUCAGUAUUAUAUUCCAAGUUGUUAACAGUUGUACUGAGUCACCCUUGUUAUAUGUAUCCGGUGUGACCUUAAUGAAUAUAGAUUCUGUUAUAAGUCUCUCUUUCCAUUUGUUCAUAUUAGUUUCUAGAAUACACACAUUGUUCCAAUCGAUAUUGUGGUUUUUGUCCCAUGCAUGUGUGGCUAUCGAUGAAUUUUUUUUUCAAGAUCCUUGUAGGCUUGUGUUCCUGUUGGUUGACCUCUGGUUAGGCGUUUUUGUUUAUUCACUCUUAUAUUAAGUGAUCUGGACGUUUGACUCACGCAAUUGGUCGGACAGUCAGCACAAGGUAUUUUGUAAAUCAGAUUGUUUUUAUCCAUCAUUUUUAUGGGAUCUUUCAGUGGAUUUAUUUUAUUUUUUAUUAGAUUCGUCGGUUUAAACGGUGUGUGAAUACCGAUAUUUUUGAGGUUUCUUCGAAUUGACUCUGAUGGACAGUGGUGUUAACAAGGGCAGUAAUUUUGCUCGAAAUAUUAUCAAUAACAAAACUUAUCAUUGUGUGUAAUCCAUUGAAAUAUAGUUGUACUUUAUUUAAUGUCACAUCACAGCUUAUUUUUUAUGAAUACAGUACAAAUCCUUUCUUGAGGAAAUGAUCAGGGCGUGGUAUUAAUGUGAUGCUUUGGUUAUUAUGAUAUGAGAAUAAAUUGAAAUCUGAGUAUAUGACAGUAUACAGUGCAUGACAGCUGACAGAAAAUAAUUCAAUA